Molecule: messenger RNA, 5208 nt
Organism: Pygocentrus nattereri (red-bellied piranha)
Lineage: Eukaryota; Metazoa; Chordata; Actinopteri; Characiformes; Serrasalmidae
Gene: knl1
Product: kinetochore scaffold 1
Exons: 25
Coding region: 105-4976 (1623 amino acids)
Biological process (GO): cell division; protein localization to kinetochore; attachment of spindle microtubules to kinetochore
Cellular component (GO): nucleus
Source: RefSeq, a predicted model, not a curated record
CGGGAGGAGAGGACGCGACACACCUCGGAUUCACAAUUAACUCUUAUAACAAUACGAAUUUAUAUUUAAAAGAUAUUGCUGCGCAUUAAUCCGCUGUUUCUUUAAUGGAGCAUACCGAGCCUCUGAAAUUCGGGCAUGACCCAGAUGGAUUGUCUAAAAGGAGAAUUUCAUCGAUUCUGAAAGCUCCCCGGACAUGUAUGAAAACUAUUGGAGGUGAUCAGGAUGAACAUCAGGAGGAAUCAAGACCUACUGAAAAGAGGAGGAAUUCAAGAAGAGUCAGUUUUGCCACAACAAAUGAUGUUCACGUCUUUUCGAAAGACAUCAAGACUGAGUCUCCAGUACUGGCUCCCAUUCAGACCUUGACUGCUGUCGGGGUCAGUGAUGUACAGGAUAAAAAAAUGCUGUUACAUUUUGAUAGCAGUGAAAAUCAGCCUAUCGCAGGCAUGGACACCAUGUUAAGCAAGCCCUUCCAUAUCUCACAGCUAAAUAAGGAGAAUUUCUUCCCAAAUCCUGUUUUGCCAGAUGAAUGUGAAGACAAAACUAUGUUACUUGGAGAAGACACUGGGUACAUGGAUAUGACACACAGUCACACAAUCACAAUCGACAAGGAGGUUGGCAUUGAUACAGAAUUUAGCUUCAACAAGUUGGAAAAUGUCACUGGACUUCAAAACUUGAAGAAUCCGAAUGGUAUGCCUUCUAAAUCCACUGGCCAUGUGAUAAAAUAUGCUGUGCAUUCAGAAUUCAGCGAUUUUCUCGCUAGUAUAUCUAAGCCAGGAGGACAAAAUACUGCGACUUCAUCUCUCAAAAAAAAUCUGGAUCUGUUUGGUUUGGAAGAUACAACCAGAGCAGAAAUGGACAAGGAGAAUGUCCUACCAAUCUGUUUUACCAAGCAGGCAGCACAUUGCCCAGACAGUCCAGAACCAGCACAUUGCCCAGUCAAUCCUGAACCAAAGGGGCUUAGAAGUUCAACAUCUUCAUUUCUUGAACAGGACCAUAUGGAUAUGACAAAGUGUCAUACUGUCAUAAUUGAUAGGAGAGAACUUGCUCAGCAUGAUCUACAUUCAGUUCAUGGAAAUCCUAGAAGCACAAGCUUGAUAACACAGUCUUUUUCAAACGAUUUAGAUGACAUGGAGAUUACUCGGAGCCAAACUGCUACAAUCAACCUCAAAACCAUGGAAAACGUAAAUUACAGCAUACCACUGAAUGUAGAUCAUAGGUCUAAUUUUGUCUCUGAUGAUAUCAGUGAAAUGGUUAUGACUCAAGUUUUUGAUGGCUUUCUUCAAGAACCAGAGCAAGAAGUCAAAGGCAAAGCACUGGCAGCUUUUCCCAAAGCACUAAAAGUUUCAUCUAUUAAUCCAUCUGAAAAUAGACAUGUUUCUGAUCAUAGCACAGUUCACAGCUUUCAGAAUAAUCUUUCAUUUGCCACUAUGGCUGGUUCUGAUGACAUGGAAAUAACACAAUCUCAAACUGUUGUCCUUGAGACCAAGUGCACUGGAGAACCUUUUGAUGAAUCAAGGAAAGUUCCAUCUUUAGCUGCAGCUGAAGACAGUCACAGAGUGGAGAUGGCUUCAAAACCCAGAGGACAUACAACACUAGGGGGUCUUGUACCCACUAAAAGGAGAGAGAGCAGGAGAAAAGUGGCAUCUGCAGAAGACACUAUAUUUCCCAAUGAACAGAGUGCCUUUAUGGAAUUGACAUGUAAAACCAAUACUUCAGCUAUGGUUAUGUCCCCAAGUCCUGAUGACAUGGAAUUGACAGGAUGCAAUUAUGUUGCUAUAGACUCUGAAAAUAUUUUAGCUGCAAGUGAGGUUAUGUCAAGAAAAGCAUCUUUCAUGCUUCCACAUUCAGUCUCUGCCAAAAACAUAAACAUUGAUUGUGUUCCAAAUUACCUUUCAGUUCCUCACAUGGCAGAUGAUAUGGAAAUGACACAAUGUCAGACUGUUGUCCUUGAAUCCAAAUGCGUGGCACAUAAACCAUUUGGCAAAUCAAGAAAAAGGUUAUCCCUUAUGCCAACAUCUUGUGACAUCAGCAGUAAUAUCAGCAGCAAGAAAGAUAUGAAGAUGGCUCAUGAACUCAGUGGACAUACAGCACUGAAUAAGUACUCAUCUCCUGAGCUGGACAUGGAAAUACAUGAGGCUAGUGCAUGUGGCAUACCUGCUAUUCAGGAUGAUAUGGAACUGACAGGAUGCAGGACAAUUACCUUUGACACAGAAGACACCCCCUUGGCUGGUGCUUCAAAUAUCAUGGCACAAUACGCACCUUGCAUGUUAUCUCCCAGGUUGCCUGUAUUGGACGAAGUUCAAAUGGAGAUGACCGAAAUAGUCAGUGAGAAGCCCGAAAACCUGUCCUCAAGUACAAACUGUAAGUCUCCAGUUGCAGCAAUGGAUGUGGAUGCUGAAAAUCUUGCAGACAGUCACCAAAAUCCUUGCUUGGCUGACAUGGACUUGGUCAAAGCAGGUCUGAUAUAUGGCAACAGCUGUGAAGUCAUUUGUCUUAGCAAUGGAAAGGAAAGCUCAUCACUUCCUUUGAUUGUUGGAAAUAUAGAGUCUUCUGAAAAAGACGGUGAGAUGAAAAUUACUGAAGCCUUUAUAAAGCCAUUUGAACAGCAGUGCAAUGUUGACUUUAAACAGGGAAACGUUACAAAAGGAAAUGCAGAGAAAGUGUCUGGCACCACCGAUCAAACAACAAUUAAAGGACAUCAUGCUUUGCCAGUAAACAAAAAAACUAUGCAAUCUGUAAUAAGUGAAGGUUUUGCAACUGAGUCUGAGCUUGUCAAAAAAGACAAAUCAAACCCAGCCAAGUCUAGACGCAAGAGCCUUGCUGAUCUACAAGAGAAACUUCAGAAUAUUGCUCAAUCUAUCAAUGAACCAAAUGGAUUUCCAAUAGGAAGCUAUACAGCACCUAUAACCAAUUUCUCUGAGAUAUUCACAGUUGAUGAACAUUCUGAGAGACCCAGUUCUUCAGAGCCUUUGAAUGAAACACCUACCUUGAAAAAUAACAUCAUCUCAGUUAAUACUGAGAGCACAGCACCUUUUAACCUCAAGAGCUUUCUUACAGCAAGACUCUCACUUGGUGGUGUCACGCCAAAACUUCCUUUGCGAACCAAAUCUGCAAGCCCAAACCAAACAGAACCAAUAAGCACUAAUAGUUUUCAAAGUCUACACCUGGAGAUACAACAGGAUGACAACAUGCAGAAUAGCAACGAUGUGGUCAGCAUGAUUAAUAAUGAGGUGCUUCCUGAAGAUUUGUCAGAUACGUUGGUCAGCUAUCUCAGCAAUAAGAGGAAUGAGCAAGACUCCAUUGCAAUGGCACCUGUGACUGAGGUUGUUACAGAGGAUGAUUUGAAUAUAAGCCAGUUUGAAAAAAUGCCAUGUGUCAUAGCAGAUGUAAGCGAUGGGAAAAAAGAAGCCAGUGAAAAGUUGGGAGGCAAUAGUUCUGCAGCUCCUGGGCUACAGAAUGCUUCAAGCCUCUUGACAAAAAUUAUAGAUGAUGCCUGCUCUACCAGUUGUUCCACCAAUAUAAAAUGUGAAGGAAUGUCUGAAUCAACUCUGAGAAACUCUCAGUUUGAUUCACAAAUUGAUGGGACAAUGGAUAAUGAGUUUGAUUUCAACAAGACACUUGAAGAUGGAAGCAUUACAGUGAACGAGUUCUUAAGUCACUUUGCUGCAAACACAGUCAUUCACAGAUCAAGACCCAGUGCUCUCCCUGACAAUUUUAGAAUUACCCAAACCCAUUCUGUGGAGGACCUGCUCAGGGAAAAAUACAUAUACCGUCCUAAGCAGAAAGUCUAUGAGACAGAUUGCCAAAAACUUUCAGAGAUGGCAGAGGGAUUUAAAAACCAAAUGGCAGAGCAACAUAAACCACUGAGAGAUAUCAAUGGAACACUUCUGCAAGAUAUAUGUGCUUUCUCAGAUGUGCAGCUACAAAGAUUUGGAAGCAAGUUGAAAGAACGAAGGGUAUAUUUCCGAAAGAAAAGCAAGGAGCUUUUGCAUGAAAUGAAGAAAGUCCUCUACUUUGAGCUCUUUAAAACAACACAGGACUCAAAACAAAGCUUGGUAACUAAAAUUACUGAGACAGAAGAGAUGUUGAAAGAUCUAGACGGAUGUGUAAAUGACUUGGAGUCUGAAUUGGCAGCAGUGAAUAGUGUACUCAUAGGAGAUCAACAAAACCUCAUCAGAGCUGAGCCUGCUUUGAAAGCAAAGCAACAAGAUCUUGAGGCCCUUAAUGCAGAAGUCACUGAGGCAGAAAAACAAAUUUGUAACCAAAUACAUCAGAGAGUGGCUUUGGUGGACACAUGGAAGAAACUGCAAGAUGAAGCCAGAGAGCUUGAAAGUCGUAUCACAACUCUUUACAGUUUGAAUGAGUGGCGAUUCCAUGAUCGAGAUGAAAACAGAGUGGUUUUUACCUUUCUUCAUAACACUGUCUACCUUGAAGUUAAACUGAAAAAGGCCACUGAAAAGGAAUGGAUGCAUGACUGUGCAGAACAGGUUGUGGAUAUAUCCUUCAAGUUUCUUCUGAAUGGUGAAAGCUCAGAACCCCAUGCAGGCAUGAUUCAUAAGUUACUUGCAGAGUAUGUCCAAGCCCAGAGUAAAUGGAUGCAGAAGUACCCAACGUCUCUGCAUAUACCAGCGUUGCUCCACAAUGUCAGCAUGGUGGUGAGCCGACUUCGACUCUUAGGUGAAGAGAUUCAUCAGUUGAAGAAGUGGGGAGGCUUGAGACUUGGUGUCUUACAUAUUACCUGUGUAGACACACUAGUUGAAAUCUUGUUUUCCAGUGUUAAGGCUUUUGCCAAGUUUGAGCUAAGCCUGGCUGUCUCACCAGACUAUCCUUUCAGUCCUCUUCAAAUACAGAAAUUUCAAAACCACAUUGGCCAUACAAGGGAUGACCAGAUCAAAGUCAUCUUAUCCUCUGUUACACCAGCCAAGAACUAUCUGACAAAAGUCAUCAAGAGGAUUCAUGCUCAUCUUAUGGGAUAGAACCUCCAUCUAGGAUCCAUCUACAUAAUGCCUGCAACAAUUUACCCUCAUGGCUCAAUACAGUAAUUUCUCACUGAUAUGAUGGCUGAUGUAACUAUGUAACUUAAUUUAAAAAGUCAUUGUUUCUUGAAAAUGGCUCUAACAGUUUAGAGGGAAUUAAAGUUGUAAUUGAUAUUUUGAUUUGUAUCUUCUAAGUAAGUCCUGUGUCAAAUAAAUGUUUCAUAUAUUUGCA